AUGUCGAUGGAGGUCCCAUCACAGAAGCUACGAAUGAUGAUCUAUUACAACCGUGCCCCUGGGACGCGUAUACCUACUUCAGCCAAGACCUUUACGGAGACGAUUCCGAUCUCAAAGGAAAGUGAUGAAGAGAUCUUAAACAAGUUUGACGACGAUAUUGAAGCUGGUAUCCUCGUGCCGCGCAAACAUCGAAACAGGGGAUCAGGCAAAAAGAGAGACGCCCAGGAUACGGAAGAAGCGACCCCAGCGUCUAGGAUGCAGGACUUGCUUGACUACGCUGUAAGACACAAAGAAAAUUGCGAACCACAACUGUCACUUCUUUGCACACAACCUACUGUCCUCUACAAUACCGCGGAGGCUCAAUUCCUUAGUCGACCCGAGCAUGUCCCUGAGGGUUACGGAUAUGGAGAUAUGGGACCAAGUACGUAUCUCAAAGCCACUGGGAGGGACGUCUUAGACGUAGUUCAUGCCAAGAUGUGCAAAAGACAAUUUUUCCGCGCACAAAAGUCCGCCGAACACCAUGUUGCUACUGGUAUGGGAUGGGGAUGGUUCACUUGUGAGCGUUUCCGGGACUUGACCUAUCUCAGGAUGGAAAUGUCUAGAGCAGAGCUGAUUUUGACAGAUCUGCAUCUUCACUAUCUCCUAGAACUCUUUCAUACUUUUAACAUUUUCGACGCUAUGUACCAGUUGAGGAAGCUUGGCAGUAUUUAUAAAUUGGACCCCUGGGAACUCAAGCGGUUGUCGAAGAGAGAGUCUCGCGGUUUGUAUGAAGUAUGCUCUAUUGUAGCCUUCUUUCAAAAGUUGCGCGCGACUUUCCCUUCGGUUAACGAGGUUCAGGAUCUUUCCCCAGGCCUAGGAAAGGAUCUUUUUGUGCCAGGCCUGGAGGAGGUAGAUUUGGAGUUGGAGAAAGUCAAAUGUGAGACUUUCUCUUCAGCAUCUUUCUCCAAUCUCGACGAUCCCUUGAAGCCGGAGAUGACAGGAAAGACGCUCGAAGAACUCGACGACCUUGUCAGGGAAAAGACUGGUACAACUAUGGAUGUAAUGUAUCAGGAGCAAGUCAACGAGAUGGUUCGGACCUUGGAAAUUCUCAAAAGAAUCGGUCAUGCCAUAGAGAUGUUCUGGCUGGGCCAUUACGAGGGUGGAGAUCCUGCAAAGAGAGCUGAGAGUAGAAGGAAAAGAGACGAGAGGCGUGCGUCGCAGUAUCCAAGUGAUUCGAGCUCACUCAUUUCUGAGCGUUUUGACACAGACUCUACUUCCGUAGUCCAAGAGGCUGACCCGAUAACUGCUUGA
Fusarium venenatum is the source of this 1290-nucleotide messenger RNA. The record is from RefSeq and is a predicted model, not a curated record. NCBI's taxonomy places the organism in Eukaryota, Fungi, Ascomycota, Sordariomycetes, Hypocreales, Nectriaceae.